AUGUCCAUCAGUAUAAUCAAUGAAGACCCCCAGGACACCUUAGAACACCUCAGGACACCUCAGGACCCCUCAGGACACUUCAGGACCCCUCAGGACACCUCAGGACACCUCAGGACACCUCAGGACACCUCAGGACCCCUCAGGACCCCUCAAGACACCCCAGGACACCUCAGGACCCCUCAGGACACGUCAGAACACCUCAGGACACCUCAGGACCUCUCAGGACACCUCAGGACCCCUCAUAACACCUCAGGACCCCUCAGAAUACCUCAGGACACCUCAGGACCCCUCAGGACCCCUCAGGACCCCUCAGGACACCUCAGGACCCCUCAGGACACCUCAAGACACCUCAGGACACCUCAGAAUACCUCUGGACCUCUUAGGACACCUCAGGGCACCUCAGGACACCUCAGGACCCCUCAGGACCCCUCAGGACCCCUCAAGACACCCCAGGACACCUCAGGACCCCUCAGGACACGUCAGAACACCUCAGGACACUUCAGGACCCCUCAGGACACCUCAGGACCCCUCAGGACACCUCAGGACACCUCAGGACACCUCAGGACCCCUCAGGACACCUCAAGAUCCCUUAGGAGCCCUCAGAACACCUCAGGACACCUCAGGACACCUCAUAACACCUCAGGACACCUCAGGACACCUCAGAACACCUCAGGACACCUCAGAACACCUCAGAACACCUCAGGACACCUCAGGACACCUCAGAAUACCUCAGGACACCUCAGAACACCGCAGGAAGAUUCUCAAAGAUUCUUUAAGGUGUCCCCUCUGGACAUCUUCAGACACUUCAGAACAUUUCUGAACACCUUCAGAGACAAUUUUAUUUGGAUUAUCUAA
Molecule: messenger RNA, 855 nt
Organism: Procambarus clarkii (red swamp crayfish)
Lineage: Eukaryota; Metazoa; Arthropoda; Malacostraca; Decapoda; Cambaridae
Product: involucrin-like
Source: RefSeq, a predicted model, not a curated record